AAAACAUCGGCGUUUUUCCACCUCUAGAGACGCUAUUUUGAAGUACUUGCGCGGCAACGAAUUUUAUUUUAUUUAGGAACAAACAGUUGCGCAGAAAAACUACACAGGCCAAAAUGGGGUCCAAAGCUACUAAAAUGGAGGGUGAAUAUCUGCCGGAUACCCCAACUCUAAACAAAAUGCGCCUGGCCAGCCAGAAAAAGGAGAAUUUGGAAAUGACGCCAACUAGGGAUCAGCUAAAUCCACUUGAUCCCCGCUCUCCCAAUGUUUGUCGCACACCCCUGAACUUCUUGCAGACCGAGCCAACAGUUCAGGAUUUUAGGGAUGCGAAUCCCGUAGUUCAAAGUGAGAACGCCUUUUCUCAGUUUCGCAAGCGUCUUCUAAAAGGAUUCUCCCUUAAUGAUCCUCGAUCGCCGCAGCUAAACCGGACACCUUUGGUGCUAGACGAGGUGCGGUCUCUAAAUAUGGAUGACACCUUUGCCGACCUAUUUGUUGACACGCGAGCCCCAUCAUCCCGCACAGAAGAUCCGGCCACCCUGUCUACUCCUAUAGAUUCGGUCAAUGCGGACGAAAGCUGCGAUAGCUUUGGAACCCCACCAAUGGAGCACAAUAACAGCUCCCUAGAAAUAGUGUCUUUGCCAUACGAUGAAGAGGAGACCAUGCCUUGCGAAGCUAAGCUGCAGACCACUCCACCACAGCUACACGUUGAUCCCCGUUCUCCGAGUGUCGGAGUAGAUCGUACCCCGAUCAUCUUCUGCGACGACGAAGAGGAGGAGGCGCGAGAGGCUCAGAUGCUGGAACAAAUUCUUGAAACGCUGACGCUUAAUCUUAGUACUGAUAGUAGCAUGGCUUCGUUUGCCUUCCCGCCCAACGAACCUAAUUUAGAAGAUUCUUUCUUGCCAUCCAAUAAACAUUUGGAGCGCGUCCGUUUGGGCCACAAGCGUAGGAUUCCACCAAAAAAGCCGGCCCGAGCCAACAAGCCAAAAAUCUUUGUUGAUCAGGAAUCGCCGGUGAUCGGAGGGCCGAGCUUGAUGUCCAAGUCAAACGAUACACCGCUAUCUGCCCAAAAGCGCACACCUCUUAGCUGUGUUAAAAACAGAGAGCACCUGCGCUCUCAAUCGGUAGACAAGGAUUUACGGCAGACGCCUCUUGCACAACAGAACCAACAGAAAGGUCAGUUUAAUCAAGCGGCGAGACACGGGCGGCGAUUAAUAACUGGCGAUGCCCUCAACGGCUGAAUGGUUUACUAACUAGGGUUUAGUACCUUCAGCUGCCUUACCUCCCACCUAAAUUUUACCAAAUCAAAUUUUUCACAUUUUUCACGCAAACAUUAUAUUCAUUAUAAUUAUCUUCAUUUUAUUAAAGAUUUUUACGGUUUACAAA
Drosophila bipectinata is the source of this 1380-nucleotide messenger RNA. RefSeq lists its product as uncharacterized. NCBI's taxonomy places the organism in Eukaryota, Metazoa, Arthropoda, Insecta, Diptera, Drosophilidae. The record is from RefSeq and is a predicted model, not a curated record.